Messenger RNA from Camelina sativa (false flax), 1313 nucleotides. RefSeq lists its product as uncharacterized. NCBI's taxonomy places the organism in Eukaryota, Viridiplantae, Streptophyta, Magnoliopsida, Brassicales, Brassicaceae. The record is from RefSeq and is a predicted model, not a curated record.
AAUGACAAUAAAAUAUCUGAUGAAAAUAUUAUUUUCUCUAACAGAUAAGAUUUUAAUUUAAAGAAGAGAUAUUAUCAAUCACUAAAACCUUAAUCAGUUUCACUUGGUAAAGCUCUCUUCCUCUCCUCCUUCUUCACUCUAUCUAAUGGCGCUUCCAAGCACAGUCUCAUCUCCUUCCUUCAAAUCAACACCACCGUAUCUCUCCUCCUUCACUCAUAAACCUCUACGUCUCCCAGCUACAUACCGGAGCAUAAACAGUCGAAGCUGUAAACUCAGCUCCUCCUUCAGAUGCUCAUCCUCCUCCUUCUCCGAGAAGCACCACAACGCGAACCCACCCAAAUCAGAUGACCUCGGCGAGCUCCCUCUCUUCCCACUACCUCUCGUUCUCUUCCCCGGCGCAACCAUCCCGCUUCAGAUCUUCGAGUUCCGUUACCGAGUCAUGAUGCAAACUCUCCUCCAGUCCGAUCUCAGAUUCGGCGUCGUUUACUCCGACGCCGUAUCAGGCUCCGCAGCCGGAAUCGGAUGCGUCGGAGAGAUCGUGAAACACGAGCGUCUCGUCGACGAUCGAUUCUUCCUAAUCUGCAAAGGCCAGGAGCGGUUCCGCGUCACGGAUCUCGUCCGUACGAAACCUUACCUCGUCGCGAAGGUGACGUGGCUCGAAGAUCGACCGUCCGGUGAAGAGAACCUUGACGAAUUGGCGAACGAGGUUGAGGUUCUGAUGAAAGAAGUGAUUCGUUUGUCGAAUAGAUUGAAUGGGAAACCAGAUAAGGAAUCGCAGGAUCUGAGGAAGAAUCAGUUCCCUACUCCGUUCUCGUUCUUCGUCGGAAGCACGUUCGAAGGAGCUCCGAUGGAGCAGCAAGCGUUGCUUGAGCUUGAGGAUACGGCGGCUAGGUUAAAGAGAGAGAGGGAGACGCUUAGGAAUACGCUCAAUUACUUGACUGCAGCUUCUGCUGUGAAAGAUGUCUUCCCAUCGCAGCCGUAGGUGGUACCUAGAAAAUUUCUGGUCUCUCUUUAAUGUGUUUUCAGUUAUUGGAUUACAUUAUAUUUUGAUCAAUGUGUAAAGUUUCAGAAACUUAGGUACUAGAUAUGGUGGAGUUGUUUCAUAGGAUCGUUAUAGUUGGAUUGCUCAUGAAAAGUGUUUUACUUUUUAUUGGCUCUGUGAUAAAAGAAUAGUCUAGUGAUGCAAGUAUGGUUCUUAAUACCCGAAUCCAUGCUUUUCAUUAAAGAAGUUUGCUUAAUCAGAGUUUGAAUGACAAAUCUUUGAUUGCUUCUGUGAUCAUUUAGUUGGAUUGAUAUAGAAGAAGGUUUUUCUC